CCUCCCGGGUGUGUCACGUGGUUGCUGCGGAGGGCUGGGGCCCCUCCGCCUCCCCGUCCCGGGCUCCAUGGCUGCGGAGCGGGUGUGGUCCCGCCUGUCCCGGCAGGAGGGGGAGGUCCGUUGGCUGGCCGCAGAAAUCGGGCGCCUGAAGGAGCAGCAGGAGCAGCAGGAGCAACAGCAGCAGCAGCUGCAGCAGCAGCAGCUGCAGCAGCAGCAGCAACAGCAGCAGCAGCAGCAGCAGCAGCAGCAGCAGCAGCAGCAGCCCGGCCUUGGUGGUCGGAUCCCGGAGCUGGAGCGGCUGCGGGGCGAGAACGAGAAGCUCCGCUACCGGAUCGUCCACCUGCGCCGCAGCCUGGAGGCCCAGCGGGGAGGACCACACUCGCCCCCCGGGCCCGCACGGGACCCCCGGUUAUCUAGUGGACCCUGGUUCAUCGAAGACAGGCUGAAGCUUUACGAAACACUGAAAAGAGAGCAUGACACCUUGCUUGCCCACAGAGCCGCAAACCAGAGUAAAUGGAUCCAAAUAACACUGACCGAUGGGAAAGUAAUUGAAGGAGAGUCUUGGAAAACAACAUCCUAUCAAGUGGCUGCUGAAAUUAGCCCAGCACUGGCGGAUAACACAGUAAUAGCCAAAGUGAACGGUGAACUGUGGGAUUUAGAUCGUCCGUUGGAAGGAGAUUCUACCCUAGAACUUCUUACGUUUGAAAAUGAGGAAGCCCAGGCAGUAUAUUGGCAUUCAAGUGCUCAUAUUCUUGGAGAGGCUAUGGAAAAUUAUUAUGGAGGCUGCUUGUGUUACGGCCCGCCCAUUGAGAAUGGAUUUUAUUACGACAUGUUCCUUGAAGACAGAGGAGUAUCUAGUACAGAAUUCCCAAGUUUGGAGAACUCGUGCAAAGCUAUCAUAAAAGAGAAACAACCUUUCGAAAGAUUAGAAAUCAGCAAGGAAAUCCUCCUGGAUAUGUUUAAGUAUAAUAAAUUUAAAUGUCGCAUUCUGAAUGAGAAGGUUGACACCCCAACUACCACAGUAUACAGGUGUGGUCCAUUAAUUGAUCUUUGCAGAGGUCCACAUGUAAGACACACUGGAAAAAUCAAAACCUUGAAAAUUUUAAAAAAUUCUUCAACGUACUGGGAGGGGAAGGCCGACAUGGAGACAUUACAGAGAAUCUAUGGAAUAUCCUUCCCUGAUAGUAAGAUGAUGAAAACUUGGGAAAAGUUCCAGGAAGAAGCCAAAAACCGAGAUCACAGGAAAAUCGGAAAGGAACAAGAACUUUUCUUCUUCCAUGAUCUGAGUCCGGGGAGCUGUUUUUUCCUUCCUAGAGGUGCCUUUCUUUAUAAUACGCUCUUGGACUUUAUAAGAGAGGAAUACCAUAAACGUAACUUUACCGAAGUGGUGUCUCCUAAUGUCUACAAUAGUAAGCUGUGGGAGACAUCAGGUCACUGGCAGCACUAUAGUGAAAAUAUGUUUUCCUUUGAUGUUGAAAAGGAGACUUUUGCACUAAAACCGAUGAACUGUCCAGGACACUGUUUGAUGUUUGCUCAUCGUCCACGAUCCUGGAGAGAAAUGCCUAUUAGGCUAGCUGAUUUUGGAGUUCUUCACCGAAACGAGCUGUCAGGAACUUUAAGUGGUUUGACUCGAGUGAGGCGUUUCCAACAAGAUGAUGCUCACAUCUUUUGUAUGAUGGAGCAGAUUGAGGAGGAAAUGAAAGGCUGUUUACAGUUUUUGCAGUCAGUUUAUUCAGUUUUUGGAUUUUCUUUUCAACUAAAUCUUUCUACAAGACCUGAAAACUUUCUGGGAGAGAUUGAGACAUGGGAUCAAGCUGAAAAGCAAUUGCAGAAUAGUUUGAAGGAAUUUGGAGAACCAUGGAAGCUGAAUCCAGGAGAUGGAGCAUUUUAUGGGCCUAAGAUUGACAUCAAAAUUAAAGAUGCCAUUGGCAGGUACCAUCAGUGUGCCACUAUUCAACUAGACUUCCAACUACCAAUCAGAUUUAACCUAACUUAUGUGAGCAAGGAGAGCGACGAUAAGAAGAGACCAGUGAUCAUUCACCGAGCUAUUCUAGGAUCAGUUGAAAGAAUGAUAGCCAUCCUUUCAGAAAACUAUGGAGGAAAAUGGCCUUUCUGGCUGUCUCCUCGACAAGUAAUGGUCAUCCCUGUGGGGCCAACCUGUGAAGAGUACGCUCAACAGAUCCGCAGUGAAUUUUUUGAAGCAGGAUUUAUGGCUGAUGUCGAUUUGGAUCAGAGCAGCACACUGAAUAAGAAAAUACGAAAUGCACAGUUGGCUCAAUAUAAUUUUAUUUUGGUGGUUGGAGAAAAGGAGAAAGGAAAUAAUGCCGUAAACGUGCGAACGAGAGACAAUAAAAUUCAUGGAGAGAUUUCAGUAAAUUCGGCCAUUGAGAAAUUGAAGAAGUUAAAGAAAUCUCGAAUGCUCAAUGCAGAGGAAGAAUUUUGAAGUUUCUGCUCUGUCACCAGCAUCACAGUUUCUGAGCCUUGAAGAUGCAGGUCUUGCCUUAGCUUGCUAAAAUAUUAACUCUUAUUGUCAGAGCCGUGGAAUCACCGAUGACAGAGGAAACGUGGGUAAGAGAAAUAUGUCAGAAUGUGGACGCCCCUUACAAUGAAACUUGGAGGGAGCUGAGGCACGUGUUUAGGGGUAGUAAUAAAUACUAUUAAAACAAUAGUAUGUAUUAAAUGCUUGCGGUGUGCAGAGCACUAUACUUAAGCGCUGCUGGGAGUGAAUAUGCAGGUGAGAAUUAUUCAUUCAAUAGUAUUUAUUGAGCGCUUACUAUGUGCAGAGCACUGUACUAAGCGCUUGGAACGUACAA
Ornithorhynchus anatinus (platypus) is the source of this 2813-nucleotide messenger RNA. RefSeq names its product threonyl-tRNA synthetase 3 (gene TARS3). Gene Ontology annotation, cellular component: cytoplasm. Gene Ontology annotation, biological process: threonyl-tRNA aminoacylation. Gene Ontology annotation, molecular function: ATP binding; threonine-tRNA ligase activity. Bases 68 to 2443 code for a protein of 791 amino acids. Lineage: Eukaryota; Metazoa; Chordata; Mammalia; Monotremata; Ornithorhynchidae. The record is from RefSeq and is a predicted model, not a curated record. The transcript is spliced from 18 exons.